This is a messenger RNA of Necator americanus (New World hookworm), 225 nucleotides long. RefSeq lists its product as uncharacterized. Bases 1 to 225 code for a protein of 74 amino acids. The record is from RefSeq and is a predicted model, not a curated record. The transcript has 2 exons. NCBI's taxonomy places the organism in Eukaryota, Metazoa, Nematoda, Chromadorea, Rhabditida, Ancylostomatidae.
AUGACCCAAGAGCAGUCUAUUAUUAGAUGUGCGAAUUGUAAACAAACACCACGUAGUGGAAUGAAACUUAUGGUCUGCCGUGUGUGUCAACAAUAUGGUCGCCACAAGUUACCACAAUACUUCCCAUGCCAUUUCUGUUCCAUUAACUGUUAUCUCAGUAAAAAAUCCACACAUUUACUAUUACAUUCUCGUUUGGAGAACUUUGAACAGUUACUUCAAACAUAA